CCUGUUGAAUGUUUCCAUACUAGAGUAAAUAGGAAUUGAGAUGUUGAUUUCAGAUCAAUGGUGAGGUGAUCCGAUUCCUGUUGCAUGUUCUCAGUCAGGUGGCGGAUUUAAGCCACUACACAACUUGCAGCUACCCCACUGCGCCGCCCAGGGAGGAGCUCAACACCACGCUCUGUAGCACUAUCUACCACCAGCGAGAGUCAUAAUGACGAGCGACGACCAGCACUUCCUCGAUGUGCUAGCAGAGUAUUCGAGCGACAUCAGGCAUUUUACAGGCAAUAUAUGGGACGCAAGCGACCGACAUUUUGCUUCCGUGGCUUCCUACAUCAAAAGAAGUGUGCCCGAGAACUGGCUUCCUGAAUAUGCCCGGCCUGCUCCUCCAUCCCCGCCCCCGCUUCCAGCGUCCGCCACAUAUGUGCACCGCCUGCAAGACUGGGUUUCACGGAACCGGGCGCUAACCGCUGCCAUCGCUGCGUUUUUUGGGACAGGUGGAUACUUGCUGAUGAGGGAGAGGAGGAAGCACACAAGGAAACGGCGGGCACGGAGAGCCAGCAAUGGUGCGAGGAGAGAGGUCAUUGUGGUGGCUGGCCCGCCGUGCUCUCCCAUGACGAAGUCGAUAUCGCUAGACCUUGAACGCCGUGGGUUCAUCGUUUACAUUGUCUGCUCGGAUGUCGAAGAAGAACAGCAGGUGCACGGCGAAUCGAGAGUCGAUGUCAGACCGCUGCAUUUGGAUGUCUCCAAUGUACUUGGUACUCAAGAAGCAAUGGAGCGCUUCAACAACCUACUAUUAAGGCCUCAUAUCGCAUUCUCAGGCGCAUCUCCACACAACCUACAUUUUGGAGGACUGGUGCUAGUACCCGACCUGGUAUUCCCAUCUGGCCCCAUCGAAACGAUUGCUCCAGAGUUGUGGUCGGAUGCAUUGAAUGCAAAAGUGCUCAACACAGUUGCAGUAGCACAAGCGUUCCUACCAACAAUUUGCGAGUUCAAAGCGCGCGUCUUGAUGCUUACACCAAGUAUCGUUGCGUCACUGCGACCGCCGUUUCACAGCGUCGAAACCACGAUUGUUAGCGCCCUGGAAGGGUUCACGGCGUCUCUUCGGGGAGAGCUUGGCACGCUAGGAAUCGAUGUUUGUCAAUUCAAACUGGGGACGUUUGAUUGCAGUAGUGUGGGAGGGAAACAGCAUCUUCAGUCCAUCGCCGGUCCAAAGACGAAUCUGUGGCCAACGACGGCACGGGCGCUUUAUGCAGCCAACUACGUCAACCAGAGUCGCGUGGCUCGCAGCAGAGGGCUCUUCAGCCAGUCAAGCAGCACGGGCAGCUCGUUGCGAGAGCUGCACAACGCCGUUUUUGACGCACUCACGCAGAAGCAUCCACGGCGGGUGUGGCGAGUAGGCAGAGGAAGCGUGACCUAUGAUAUCGUAGGAAAUUGGGUGCCGGGUGGUUUGGUUGGGAUGAUGUUAGGAAUACAGCGAGUAUCCUUGAAUGAAGUGGCCGCUCCACAGCUGGAGGACAGUGUGCAGUCAUGGGAGAAGGUUGAGACGACAGUUUGAUGAGGUGGAAUUUCCGAGCCGACUGUCAACUUAGCGGACACAGCCGUUGCCGUUUGGCAGGACACGAUUCGAGGCUCGUAAAUUGGCAGGAAACGGUCAGGGCAGGGUCAGAGUAGCGUGCAUCUUGGCGACUAGAGGUCUGACCGGGUUAUUUUUAUUUGAGGAGUCGACUGUAAAUGCAGCCCACGAUGAUUCUCCGAUCAAUGUGAGGUUCUGCAGUAUAUAUAUAUAUAUGUACAUACGAACAGAAAUAGCAGAGAGAUUCCACUCAUUA
Lindgomyces ingoldianus is the source of this 1823-nucleotide messenger RNA. RefSeq names its product DUF1776-domain-containing protein. Bases 206 to 1549 code for a protein of 447 amino acids. Lineage: Eukaryota; Fungi; Ascomycota; Dothideomycetes; Pleosporales; Lindgomycetaceae. The transcript is spliced from 2 exons. The record is from RefSeq and is a predicted model, not a curated record.